AUGUUUCAAUUUUUUUGUUUCUUUUCACCUUUAAUUUCUUUUUUGAAAUUUUUUAAUAAUAAUAACAAUAAUAAUAAUAAUAAUAAUAGUAAUAAUAAUAAUAAUAAUAAUAAUAAUAAUAUUAAUGACAAUAGUGAUUAUGAUAAUAAUAAUAUUAAUAAUAAUAAUAACAAUAUAAAUGAUAUUAAUUUCAUUCUAAUCCAAAAAAUAAUGAUAAUGAUAAUAUUAAUAAUUAUAAUAAUAAUAAAUAAUAUUAAAAAUAAUAUUAAUAGUAAUUAUAACAAUAAUAAUAAUAAUAAUAAUAACAACAACAAUAAUAAUAAUAUAAUCAACAACAAUAGUAAUUUCAAUAACAAUAAUAAUAUCAAUACAACCACAAUAAAUACAAAUAAAACUACCACAACCACCACAACUACAACUACAACUACAAUUGACAAAAUUAAUAAUAAAUAUUCAGAAUCAAAAACAAGCGCACCAUCAACAUUAAAAAGGAAAUUAUCUGAAUUAGAUGAUUUAAAAGAUAAUCCAAGAGAUAAAAAAAAAAUAAAAAUUGAUCAUUCUAGUAACGAAAUCGAUAUACAACCAACCAGUUACUCAAAAAAUAGUUCGAAAGAAGUUAAUGUAAAUAAAAAAGAAGAAAAGAAAGAAUAUACUGGUAAUAAUAUAAUUAUUCAAAACGACUUCGAAAUUUUUUUAGUUAAUUUCGAAUCAGUAAAAAUUGAUGUUAUCCAAGAAUUAAAGUUGGAUAAUAAUAGAAAAAAAAUAUUUUCCAUUAACUUAUUAGACCAUUAUAUCUCAGAUGAUGGUUUAUUAAAAAAAUUGGCCUGUGGUCAAAAGGAUUAUUUUUUAUUUACCUCUGGAAAUCAAAGUUAUACUGGCCUUGCUAAAAAUAAAGCUUGCGCAUUAUUCUCAAAAAUUAUUAUCAAAGAAUGGUUCAACGAAGAAUCAUUAGAAUACAUUGAAAAGUGGAUAACUUCACUUUACAAUGUUUUGUUAGAUCCAAAGAAAUCAUCAAUUAAUAACAUAGUGUGGGUUGUAAAAAUUUUUGGCAAUUUCGAUAGAAUUAAAUAUGAAAAUGGUUUUAAUUCAUUAAAUAGUAGAAUACAAAUGGCAAUCGAUAGCAUUUUUAAUAUUUCAAUAGAGGUUCUUAAUUAUUUUAGUAAUUCAAGAAAAGAACAUUCAAAGAGUCCACAAAAUUCAUCUAAUAAAACUCUUAUAAAUGAAAUAGUAGACACAAUCUUUUCAUUAUUUGGUUUAGUUAGUGGUCCAAUUCGUUCAAAAAAUUUACAAAUGGUUUUAAAUCUCUUUAACAGAGUAAAUUCUCCAAAAUCUUUUGAAGUCAAGAAGUUUUUGGUUAAUUUAAUUCCAUUUUUUGAAUAUAAAGAUUUAGUUAUGGUUUUGGAAUACUUCAAUUUAAGCCAUAAAAAGCUAAUUUCAAGUGGAAACUCUAAUAGUCCAAUUGAUGCUCAAUCGAUUCAAUUAUUCUUUUCCAAUAUUUUAGUAGUUGUUGAAAGAACACAAAGUUCUCUCCGACUUUACAAAUAUCCAAAACAAAAAAGAAAGAUUUCUCAAGCUCAAUUCAAUAAAAUGGUUAUUUCAAGUGGUAAUUCUCAUCGUAAUUCAAAUGGUGAUUCAAGUGGUAUUUCACAUCGUAAUUCAAAAGUUGGUUCAAGUAACCGGUGUAGUAGUGGUUCACGUGGAAGCGUACAUCGUAAUUUAAAAGUUAGUUCAAAUAAUCAGUCAAUUGGUAGGUCAAGUAGUUCAAAUAGUAGUUCAAUUGGUGGGUCAAGUAGUUCAAAUAGUAGUAAAAGUAAUUGGUCAAAGGGUGAUCCAAGCAAUAUUUUAAAUAGUAUCUCAAUAGUAUCUCAAUUAGUUAAUUAA
Messenger RNA from Dictyostelium purpureum, 1881 nucleotides. RefSeq lists its product as uncharacterized. NCBI's taxonomy places the organism in Eukaryota, Evosea, Eumycetozoa, Dictyosteliales, Dictyosteliaceae. Bases 1 to 1881 code for a protein of 626 amino acids. The record is from RefSeq and is a predicted model, not a curated record. The transcript is spliced from 4 exons.